Syngnathus typhle (broad-nosed pipefish) is the source of this 1358-nucleotide messenger RNA. Its product is annotated as N-acetyllactosaminide beta-1,3-N-acetylglucosaminyltransferase 2. The record is from RefSeq and is a predicted model, not a curated record. Gene Ontology annotation, cellular component: membrane. Gene Ontology annotation, molecular function: hexosyltransferase activity. Bases 1 to 1332 code for a protein of 443 amino acids. NCBI's taxonomy places the organism in Eukaryota, Metazoa, Chordata, Actinopteri, Syngnathiformes, Syngnathidae. The transcript has a single exon.
AUGGGCAAAUGCUGCAAGUGCAACGGGAGGCUGCUUUGCAUGUGCCUGCUGCCUUGCAUGAUGACCGGCCACCUUUUGAUUUACAUCCUGGUGACCAUUUUCGUCACCAUCUCCUACACUCCUCCGAAAAUAACCGUCCACUACAUCGCUCCGGGGAUUUCUGCAAAUUCCGGGGCCUUGGCCUCUUAUCCACUCAGCCCCUUCUGGAAGCUUCAUCUUGAGCACAGCGCACUAUGGAAUCAGUUGCAGCACUCCUUGGAUCGUCACUACAAUCCGAUACUUCGAGGAAAUGCGACUCGUACAUGGAAGGAGUCCAGAGCAAAAGAUUCAUCUCAGGAUGAAUGCUUUUCUGCUUGUGUGUCACGCAAGUGUUCAGACUCACAUCUGUAUGAUGUCGACAAAAUACCGGCACAAUUGAGAACGUUUGUCAAGUCGAUGCAUUGCAGGAGUUACCCGAUCAUCAUCAAUCAACCCACCAUGUGCAAAAGGAACAGUACCAAAUCAGCUCUUCGUUAUCCAAUGCUUCUCAUAGCAAUCAAAUCUCAAGUGGGGAACUUUGAAAACAGGCAAGCCAUCCGUGAAACCUGGGGGCGCAGUGGUUUUGUGACGGGGGAGUUCAAGAAGAAAGGUGGAUUCGUGCAGACUGUGUUUCUGCUCGGCAGGCAGGACUCCAGUACAGGACCUCACCCGGAUUUGAAAAACUUCCUGGACCUAGAGAAUCGAAAAUACGCUGACAUCCUACAAUGGGAUUUUCGGGAUUCUUUCUUCAACCUGACCCUGAAGGACUUGCUGUUUUGGAAGUGGCUCCAGAAAUACUGCCCCACCGCUGUGUUCAUCUUCAAGGGGGACGAUGACGUCUUUGUCCGAACCGGUGCACUUCUCGAUUACUUAAAUCAGCAGUGGGAGGAUCACAAACGGCGUCCGGCAAAUGAAACACGAAUGGAUUUGUUUGUGGGGGAUGUCAUUAAUAACGCAGCGCCAAACCGGGAUCCAUCGACCAAAUACUACAUCCCGGAAAGUUUCUACAAAGGAGCCUACCCGACGUAUGCCGGAGGAGGCGGGGUGGUGUACUCUCGCUCACUUGCGUUACGAUUAAAAGCGGUGUCCCGCAGGGUUUGCCUUUUCCCAAUCGAUGAUGUCUACCUGGGAAUGUGCAUGGAAAAACUCGGGCUGUCUCCAAGUCAUCACCCGGGUUUUUUAACAUUUGACCUCCCGGAGACAGACAGGGAGAAUCCCUGCGCGUAUAAGUCUGUGCUGCUUGUUCACAGGCGGAAUCCUAAGGAGAUGUUGACAUUAUGGCACAAGUUGCAGAAUUUGAAGAGUCGAUGUUGACGUUUCAUUCCGUCUUAAAAGGACAA